This is a messenger RNA of Octopus sinensis (East Asian common octopus), 10588 nucleotides long. Its product is annotated as huntingtin. Gene Ontology annotation, cellular component: cytoplasm; nucleus. Bases 1240 to 10473 code for a protein of 3077 amino acids. The record is from RefSeq and is a predicted model, not a curated record. Lineage: Eukaryota; Metazoa; Mollusca; Cephalopoda; Octopoda; Octopodidae. The transcript has 59 exons.
ACAUGGAAGCCGAAAGCGGAAGUUGUUCCGGUUGUAUUCUCCUGCACCACAAUUCCUACUGCAGCAAGCGAGUUCGGGGGAAAGAAAUAUUAUCCCCCAACUAAAACACCAAGGAGGUGGGCAACAACACUACUACUGAACCUUCGGAUAUUUACUGAAUAUUUUUUUUUAAGAAAGAACCCCUAUAUACACAUUCAUAUGUAGAUAGAUAGAUUGAUUUAUCUCUGUGUGUAUUUUUUUUAUAGGAAAAAAGGAAAAAAUUUGUAAAUGUCUACAACAGAAAAUUUGUAACAGAGAAAUUUGUAACGCUUCUUCUCUCAAGUUAAAAUCCAUUUGUGGUGAAGAGAAAGAAAUAUAUAGGAAGGAAAAAAAAUUAAGGCAGAAAAUGACAUCAAAACAAGGAAAUCGAACAGAUUGUUUGUUGAACCAUUUGUAGAAAUUUCAUUGAGAAAAACAAAAAGGAAAGAGAAACUAAAACAAUAAUAAUAAUAAUAAGAAGAAGUAAACGGAAUGAAGUGACUGGGAUUAUUAAAAACAAGACGAGCAGACGAAAAGAGGGUAAAAGGAAAAAUAUAUUAGGGAUCUUAGGGAGUAGAAUGAACCAAGUGUCUGUAAAUAUGUGUGGUUGGAAAUACUAAUUAGUAGACCUGUAUGUAAUAAUACGGAAUUAAUUUUAUGAUAAUUAUUAAUUAAUAAUAAGUGAAACAUAGUCUGUGGAUGUGUAGGUUUGUUUGUUUUCUUUUUGAACAAACCCAACCUUGUGUUGUUCUAGGUUAACUUGGCUGGAUGUUCACGUAACCCAUUUACUGGUGUUUAUUUUCUUUUUGCAUUUCUUCAUUCUAUAUAUAUUAUAUUAUAUUAUAUUAUAUUGAGUGGUGACAAGGCUAUUUUCUAUUGCUUUGCCAUUCAAGCACCUUUUCCAUUCAUGUAUAUAUAUAUUAACUAACCCCCCCAAGUGGAAAACCAAAAAAAAAAAAUAUAGAAAAAAGAGAACAUCAACAGCAAACUGCUCAACAAUGUUUAAUGAAAACCGGAUGAUGUUUUCCUUCUCUUCAUUAUUAUUACUAUACACAGCAUUUGCUGGUCUUUUUAUCACAUAUAUCUCAUUCACUACGUGACUGCAGUGGCCUUCGGCCACAUUUUCACACCACCCGUCUUCUGCAAACUGAUAUAAAUUACAGAAAGAAAAUCAGAAAGAACCAGUUUCAAAAGCUAAAGCGAAAAGAUUAAUCCAGAACCAUGGCAACAAUUGAAAAACUUGUAAGAUCCUUUGAGGCCCUGAAGGUUUUCCAGCCUGUAGGGGGCAGUGCUGAAGAACCUACCAAGAAAAAGGAACCCCUUCCAAGUAAAAAAGACAAAAUGAUCAAUUGUAAUGUGAUGGCGGAUUGUAUCUGCGCACCAAAUAUGCGAUCUAUAGCAGAUUUUCCUAAGUUCCUUGGAAUAGCUAUGGAAACAUUUCUAAUGCUCUGUGAUGAUCCUGAAGCUGAUAUUCGCAUGGUUGCUGAUGAAUGCCUCAAUAAAACAAUUAAGACUUUGUUAGAAACAAACUUGGGCCGUUUACAGGUGGAACUGUACAAAGAGAUCAAGAAAAAUGGACCAUCUCGAAGUCUUAGAGGAGCACUUUGGAGAUUUGCAGAUAUGUGCCAUUUGAUACGUCCUCAGAAAUGCAGGCCAUAUAUUGUCAACUUGCUGCCCUGCAUUGCACGGGUUUGUAAGCGUGAAGAAGAGGCCAUUCAAGAAACCCUUGCAGCUUCCAUGCAGAAAAUAUGUCCUGUACUUAUGGCUUUUGCAAAUGAUUCAGAAGUCAAAGCAUUACUAAAGAGUUUUCUACCAAAUUUGAAGUCUUCGUCUGCAUCAACCCGGCGUACAGCAGCUUCAAGUCUCUCACUGAUCUGUCAGCAUUCACACAACCCUUUGUCUUUCAUAAACAGAUUAGUCAUUAUGCUACUAGAUUUAAUUCUUCCUGUCGAUGAAGAACACGAAGUCCAUUAUUUACUUGGCGUUCUUCUCGCAAUCCGGAACCUAGUCCCUUAUUUAACUGGCCCUGAAAGGGACCUUGGCUUGAAAGGAAGCUUCGGUCUUGUACAUAAAGGCAGCAGUGAAAAACACGUGAAAGUCAACAUUAGACAAAUCCUUCAGGUGUACGAGUUGUUGUUAUACUUCACGGGUCAUACUGACCACAACGUUGCCACUGCUGCCCUUGAAGGUCUUCAUCAAUUAAUCAAAACGCCACCACCUCAGCUAAUUCCCAUCUUAGUGAACAAGAACACCAUCAAGCGGUCAUCAGUUUACUCCAACGAUCUAAGCACAGUCUAUACACGACCUCGGACUCAGAGUGGUUUGGAGCGUUUUCCAUCGGUCAGUGAUGAUGUUGGUUUGGAAGAAGAUCAAUCUGCAGCUGAAAUUUACAGUCAAAUCACGACGUCCGAAGACUCAUCUGGCUUCGCAUCUGAUUUUGCUUCCUCGACAAGUCAAGUGGAUGAAGCAGGAAGUGCGCAUGCCAGGAGUGGUAGCAAUAGGUCGAAUAAUGUGUGUUUCAAUGCCGACCUUGAUGAAGAACUGCCCAAUGAAGGAACAUUCUCUACAGAUUUAGAAUCCACUGCAGCAGCAUCUGUCGGCUCCUUCAGUGAAAAUACUCUCGAUCCAGUGAUCAUAACGAUGGAAAACGCUUACACGAACGUUGAAAUUGGAGACUUGAAUGAGGAGCGAUCUGAACGCUCGACCCUUUCUCACAGCAGCAGUGUAGAGACUUUGUUGAGCAUCAAAAGCCUGAGCCCUAAACACCGGCCCCCUCUACAAAAGGGAGUCAGCCAGGACUUGAAUGGAAACCCUGAAUAUGAUAAUGCAUUGACGAUUGACACAACUUCGCAUGAAUCAGCAUCACCGUCUCCCAUACCAGCAGUGGUAGUCGUAGUUGAUGAUGUACCCCCUGGUGUGGGACAUUAUUGUGAUGGCGAGGUUCCUUUAGUCUACUGUAUACGUCUCUUAUGUCGUCGUUUCUUACUCUCUGGUACACCUCAGGGUCUAAUUUCAGACAAGACUGUCCGUGUCAGUGUGAAAACUUUAGCCCUUGGUACGAUUGGCAAUGCUAUUUCUUUAUUUCCUCGAAUCUUACUCCACAAUGUGUUUGUUGAAAAUCAUCAGUGUCGAGAGAGUCAGUAUAUCAGUGAUGUGUUACUUUUUGCCAACCACCCCGAUCCACAGUUAAAGGGAAACACUGCAGUGAUUGUGGCAAAUUUACUGCGCAGUGCUUUGAUUGAAGGGCAAGGAGAUUUCCAGAAGUGGUUGGAACAUAACAGUUCAUCCCUCUCAGAGAAAGCAUUAUCGUAUCCUUCCGUCGUUGAUCUUGUUCAAGUAAUAUUGAACAUCAUUGAAGACGAAUCGUCGAUGGCAGCUCGGCAAGGCCUUCUUGCUCUUCAAGUGUGCUUGUCGAACCUCAUGGUCUCCGCUCAUUCAGAUCUGUGUAUAAAUAUUCUACUGAAAUUGCUGCCUAUCAUAUCAAAUCCUUACUGGCUCGUUAAGGUUGAACUUCUGGAACUUGUGUCAAAAAUAAACUUUAAAAUUGUUUACUAUUUACAAAGUGUGUGUUUACCAAGACGAGCACAGGAGGAUAAAUAUCUUGGGAAAUUUAGUUUGCAGACAACUUUCCUUGAAGAUGCCGUUUUAGCCCUGUUGGGUGAUGAAGACUGCCGAGUUCGGCAUUGUGCUGCAGUAUCAUUGGUCAAGAUGAUACCUAACCUGUUUUUUGCGGUUGAUUGCCCUAUGCAAGAUCCAGUCAUUACAGUGGCCAAGGAUUACACUGACAGUUAUUUUACACCAAUUGUACAUGACUGGGCCCAAGAGUCACCUCCGACAGUCCUCGGACUCGUCAAGCCUUUUAAUUUCAACGCGAACAUCCCAGUGCAUCCCUCAGUGGAAUCUAGCCUGUCCAGAGUGAUCACUGCCAUUAAAUCUCUACUGCGCAAAUGUCAAUGCAAAUACCUCAGUUAUGGCUGUUGUCAUGCCUUAUCCCUGUUAUCAGAACACUACCUGCCUACAUCACAUUCCUUUGCUUGGAGCUGUGCACCCCCCUUGCCUGUGCUCACCAAGGAUGGAGAUCGACCGAUGGCUAGGCAUGGUGUUAACCGAAAAAGACUUAGUUCUGCAUCGAGCUUACGGACACCAAGUACAGAUGAUGACAACUUUCUCUGUGGUGGUGGCCCACUAGCCUUGACUUUGUCCCUGCUGUGUUCGUCCCCACUAGCCCUUGACUUGUCUGCACACCAGGAUACCUUGUUAUUGGCUGGAAAUUUACUUUCAGGUACUGCCUAUAGGUGUCUCCGUUCGGCAGAUGAAACAAAUAACCUGUGUGGAGUAGACGAUGGCAAGUGGCUGUGUGUUUCCGAUCGACAGCUUGUUCCUCUUGUUGACAUUCUCUUGACUCACAUUGCCAGACUGUUAAACGCCUGUACUCAUGUGAUAGAUGACAUAACACCUGGACCUCCCCAAAUUAAACCUUCCCUCCCAUCGUUGCCUACUGCUCCUUCCCUUAGUCCAAUCAAGCGGAAAGCCAAAGGAGAUAAGGAUGGCUCAGGGCCAUCAGUACUUCUUGGAUCAACCAUUGAUUCCAAAGCUUCAGCAAAAUCCACACAAAAAGAACGAGAGAAAGAAGUUGAAAGGGAAAAAAAUCGUAAAGAAGGACUUGGAACUUUCUACAAUCUACCUCAAUAUAUGAGAGUUUAUGAUGUAUUAAAAGGUGCUUACUCUAACUACAAGAUCUCUCUGGAUUUGAAUGUAUCAGACAAAUUUGGCAGCUUAUUGAAAGUAGCACUGGAAGUGUUUGCUAAAUUACUGGAAAUUUCCUCGCUCUUCGACAUUGGAAAAUAUGCAGAAGAAUUUCUAACUUAUUUGAAGACAACAUUUUCAAUGGAGGCCACAAGCACUGUUCUCUGUGUUCAACAGCUGCUGAAAGCACUCUUUGGUACGAACCUGUCUAGCCAGUGGGAGCUUCCCCAAAACUUGAACUGUUCCCAUCUACGGCAUGGGAAAAGCAGUCGUUUGUCGACCAACAUGAAACCUGGCUUAUACCAUUGCUGCUUUACACAUCCCUAUACUCAGUUCACUCAGAGUCUGGCAGGAGCUGCUUUCAGAAGUGGUCAGGCAGACCAAGAGGACAGUACAAAUAGCCUUGCCUGGUUUAAAAAACGAAUUGAACGGAAGACUCCUGCCAUAUUGAAACCUGGUAGCCGUACCGACAAGUCUUCAAUUGCAUGGUACAUCCGAUUGUUUGAGCCGCUGGUCAUCAAGGCUCUUAAGCAGUACACUGUGACCAGCUCUCUGCCACUGCAGACUGAAGUGCUGGGUUUGUUGUCCCAGUUGGUACAGUUGAGGGUCAAUUACUGUCUUUUGGAUUCUGAUCAGAUUUUCAUUGGUUUUGUCAUAAAACAAUUUGAAUACAUCGAAGAAGGGCAGAUAAGAUAUUCCGAAAGUCUAGUACCCCACAUCUUCCAAUUUCUGGUGAUGCUCUCAUAUGAAAAGUUCCAUACCAAGCCAAUCAUUGGUAUUCCUAAAAUAAUACAACUCUGUGAUGGAAUCAUGGCAAGUGGCUUACAGCCUACAACACACGCCAUUCCAGCUCUACAACCUAUAGUCUAUGAUUUGUUUCUUCUGCGAGGAACCAACAAAAGUGAUGGCGGCAAGGACUUAGAAACACAGCGAGAAGUUGUUGUUUCAAUGUUACUGCGGCUGAUAAAUUUCUAUCAAGCGCUGGAGAUGUUUGUCAUCAUUUUGCAACAGUGCAGGAAAGAAAAUGAAGAUAGAUGGAAACGCUUGUCAAGACAAGUCACUGAUAUGGUUCUGCCUGCUUUGGCUAAGCAACAAGUGAAUCUAGACAGUUUGGAGGCAUUGGAUGUUCUUCACCAUCUCUUUGAAUCAGUGGCACCAAGUGUUUUUCGGCCUGUCGAUAUUCUGCUGAAAACCUUAGUGGCUAAACCAGCAGAUGUAUCGAGUGUCACCGGUCUGCAGCGUUGGCAGUGUUUAGUUCUGUCGUUGCUGCGUGUGAUUAUAUCCCAGUCAAAGGAGGAAGUGGUGCUAUCACGGCUCGAGGAGCUGUGCCUGUCCGUUUGUAUCUUGAAGCGAAACCCAGACUAUGUGGUGGUCCCUCAGGUCGAAGAAGAGAUGGAGGAAGAUCAAGAAAGAGAAGGGGCUGAAGUUUUGGCUAAAGAACUGCCUCAGGCACUUCCACCUGAAAACACAGUUGCCAGGUUCCUGUUUCAAGUUGCUGGUCUUGUUGCUGAUACUAUCAGCCAGAAAGUUAGCAAUCUUACAUUCCUUGAAGGCGGCCAGAAUAUAGACUUCCUUUGCCAACAGUUGUCCCAUUUGCUGUUGUUUGUGACUCAUAUGUUUCAGUCAGGUCUAUUCAGACGGGUAGCAACAGCUGCCAUGGGAAUUGUCCAAGAAGAGGUCGAGCCCUUCAUGUACAGUAUCGAGGAGAUAAACCAAAGUUUCUUGUGCCUCGGGGUCAGCUUCCCGACGAUCACACUGCAGUGGUGCAACAUUCUAAUCUUGCUCAACUCUUACGAUCCUCACUGGUGGAGCGCAAUCAUGCAGACACCAAACAAAUUCAUUAUUCCAAGUCCCAGCCACCAUCUGUCAGUAAUGCCUGACAUUCCAAGAACACCAGUUCACAGUUGCAAUGUUGAGAUUGUCCGACGUGGAGCGCUGGUUCUCUUCUGUGAUUAUGUGUGUGAGAACUUGACAGAUGCUGAACACAUGACUCAAUUAAUUAUCAAUCAUGUUAACGAUCUGGUGGAACUAUCACAUGAAUCUCCUGUACAAGACUUAGUCAGUGCAAUUCACCGAAACUCUGCCGCCAGUGGCCUCUUCAUCCAAGCUAUACAUUCCAGGUUCGAGAACUUGACUAAGCCAUCUCUUGUGAAGAAAACUCUGCAGUGUUUAGAAGCGAUUCAUCUGAGCCAGAGCGGUGCACUUUUGACUUUGCUAAUUGACAAAUUCCUGCACACCCACCAUUUAUCUGUGGCCCGCAUUUGUGACAGUAUUGCCUGCAGAAGACUCGAGACACUUCUUGCAGAAGUGGUUGAAGAAAGCAGUAACCAAUUGCCAUUAGAAGACUUGGAGAAACUAGUGCAGUUCAUAAAAAACAAUGGACUGGCUAAACGUCAUGCACGGUUGGCCUCUCUUCUGAGCAAAUUCCAUCAAGUUCUCUGCCCAACCAACAGCUGUAAUUUAUCUCCUGAAAGAACACACCCGUUAUCUUUACCAACACCACCUGUUGCAGAUAUCACCGUCGACAAGGAAUGGUAUUUAUCUGUUGUUAAGGAUCAAUGUUUUGGCGCAGAACCCAACACAAGAGAAUGUGCCCUGCUCUUACAAAAACUUGACUAUGCUGAUAUAUUGACAGUUAUCAUGGCCAAGGAGUUCAGCCCUUCUAUUUUGAAAGAGUGUAUCUCUUUAGGCACCUUAUGCACUCUUGAACAACACCGGAUGGACGAGAUGUCAUCAUGUUUACGUGGUGAACCUGUGAAUAUGUCUCGCUCAUCCGAAGUCACAUACGAACCACUGUUCCAGGCUGCCCAGCUCAUGCUCUUCCGACACAUUAACAGCGUGAUUAAUAUGCUCCCUGUUCCACACCAGGUCCUUGUUGAUUUCCCCCCUCCUGGAAUUCCAAUGAGUCCUCGUGAGAUCCAAUACCAGGAGAAGAUGGAGGAUUUCUUUAUAGAUGCUGCCUGGAUGGAUGCUGUGUUCCAGUUUGCUGCCUCACUGCUGCAGUAUCUGCAGUCGUUGAUGUUGUUUCCAUGGCAGCCGGCAGUGCCUCAGGAGUCACAGACAGACGUCUGUCGGUUUAUCAUACUAACACUAGAGAUGAUAAAUUGGCUCGUUCAGCAUUCUACACUUCCUCCAUCAAACCAAAUCCAAAUAGCUCUCGAAGGCCUCUCUGUGGUAUUGCAGAACCCGCAGCUUGCUAAUGUGGUCGGACAAAAAGAUCACAUAAGCUGGGUUUGCACUUGUGUGAAGACUGUAUAUCGUUUGUUAGAAUCCUUAAUGGUUCUCCCUGGUAUGAAACUGGCCAUUCUGCCCAACCAAGAUGUCCAUGAUGAUCAGCCAAAACAGAGUUUUGAUGAUUACCACCACGUGGUUGUGUCCUGUGAUCAUAUAUCUGAACUGGUGCAUUGUCUGCGCUCUCAUCUCAGCCUCAGUUGCCAAAUGGAUCAACAUCUGCCACUCUUUUUGAUUGCUCCCAUUCGUAAAAUCAUCGUUGGUCUUGCCCGGCUACCUUUGUUGAACAGUUAUGCUCGAACACCACCCCUUGUCUGGAAGAUGGGCUGGAUGCCCUCACCAAGUGGGGAGAUGCGGACCAAGUUACCUCCAUUACCGUUAGACUAUCUGCUGGACAAGGAAGUCCUGAAAGAGUUUGUCUUCAGAGUCAAUUCUUUAGGUUGGAUUAGUCGACAACAGUUUGAAGAAACCUGGAUGAGUUUGUUGGGUGUGGUUAGUUCUGCACCCUCCAUGGAAGAGGAACAUCUUUCUCCUGAGGAAGAAAUGGAAAGAUCGCAAGCAAUGGUUUUGGCUGUGAAAGCUAUAACAUCCUUAUUAGUACAAUCUAUGUUGACACCUUCUCCUGGCAAUCCUUCUAACAGUCGCUAUGAAAUGGCCCCACGGGAUAAACCUUUAGCAUUUCUCCAUACAAAAUGUGGGAAGAAGCUUGCCACACUCCGUGGCUUCAUUGAACAACACAUACAGCGUAUAUGCAGCUCAAAUCCUGUGAGCAGUAAUUCCAGUUCCAGAAAUGGCCACCCUGAUUCAUCCUUCCUUCAGAUGCUUGAGGUAAAUCUUGAGAGAGAAAUCGGAGAAGAAGAACUGAUGCUUGGCCAGAUCUCCAUCGAUUCAAUAUGGACCAUAGUGGGAAUGCUAGAGAUGAGUCUGUCCGAAUCGGACAGUCCGGAGUCUAUGGAGAGUCCGCCUAUCCAACGUAAGAAGCAGACACCAUCGACGACAGACGGAGGCCGGGAAAGGUCAAUUUCAGUCAGUGGCCUUGACAUCCAUUCCUGCCUUCAGUUUUUGUUGGAGCUCUAUGGUCAGUGGCUUUCUCCAACUGCAAAACCAAAGCCUCCUCCGAUGUUGGUCAAUGCUGUGGUCAAAUCAAUUGUAUGUUUGUCUGAUCUCUUCACUGAACGCUUCCAGUUUGAAUGGAUGUUGGAAACUCUAUUAGACGUGCAGAAGGUGCACCCUGCAGAAGAUGAACUGGUAUUGCAAUACUUGAAUGUUGGUAUUUGCAAAUCUGCCGGUCUUGUCGGAGUUGAAUGCCAAGCAGCUGACAGACUGUUUAAAAUGCUUGAUGCUGGCCUGAAGAGUACUCAUCUACCGAGUAAGACACAUGCACUCCACGGCAUCCUAUACAUUUUAGAAGCUGGGAUUAUAGAUCUUACUAAGCAGAUUAUUCCAAUGGUCACAGACUUCCUCCUGCGACACCUUGCAGUAAUUUCACAAGCAAGUAUCACCAGCCAGCAAUUCGUAUUAACUCUGUGGGCGACUGCUUUCUAUAUAUUAGAGAACUACCAAGAAGAGCUGCAUGAUACUGACAUCCCCAUCAAAAUCCUUCAGUUGGCCGUCAAUGCUGCCUCAAGUAAUGAAGAAAGUACUUGUGUAUCUGUGUAUCUGGCCAUCCUUCGGGGACUGGAGAGGCUGUUGUUGACCGCCACGCUCUCAAAACCAGAUGCAGAAACCAUUAUAAAAUUAAGCAUGGAUAGGUUAUGCUUACCAAGUCCUCAGAGGGCACUGCCUGCAUUAGGACUAAUGCUUACAUGCAUGUACUCAGGCAAGCAGUUUGAACAAUUUAGCCCUACUCCACGUGAUACUGUGUUCAACUCCUCCAACUCCGAUCCGGACUAUGUUGUUGUCUACCAGGAUCCUGAGACCCUUAUACUGGCAAUGGAAAGAAUCACUGUGCUGUUUGAUCGAAUUCGUAAAGGUUUUCCAUAUGAGGCAAGCAUUGUGACCCGUAUCCUGCCCGAGUUUCUGGCCGAUUUCUUCCCACCUCAAGACAUCAUGAACAAAGUGAUUGGCGAGUUCAUUUCCAGCCAGCAGCCUCACCCACUGCUCAUAGCAAAAGUAGUCUUUCGGGUAUUUUAUCAUUUACACCAACAGAAUCAACAAGUCCUUGUCCGGGAUUGGGUUAUGUUGUCUCUGUCGAAUUUCACUCAAAGGACUCCUGUUGCCAUGGCAGUGUGGAGCCUCACCUGUUUUUUCAUCAGUGCCUCUACAAACCAUUGGCUAAAAGCUCUAUUUCCACACGUUCUUGGACGAAUGGGAAAAAUGGAGACGAUGGACUGUAAACUUUUCUGCCUAGCUGCAUUGGACUUCCGCCGGCAGCUGGACGAAAACCAGGAGCGCGCUUUUCACUCUACAUUCCAGUAUGUUGCUCAACCAGAUAGCCCCUACCAGGAGCUGCUGUCAUGUUGUGGUACAAACUCUUAGCAGUGUGUGUAAAUAUAUAUAUAUAUGUAUAUGUACGUGUGUAUGUAUGGCAGUGUGUGCGUGCGCAAGUGUAUCUGUGUGUGUGUGCAUGUAUGUCUUCAUGCAUAUAUAUCUA